AUGGCACCCUGCUGCAAGGGCCUGCGCUCCCCCGAGGGCUACCUCUGCCUCCGUGGGCAGGCCAGAGGUUCGAGACCUCCUGGCCCCCUGCGGCCAACGCCAGUCAUGUCCCUGCAGAGGAGGCAAAGAUGGUGGCCCCUGAGGACGCACAUAGUGGGCCUGUUGGGCAACGCUCUGGUCAUCAUAUUCGUGAUCCUGCGCUAUGCCAAGAUGAAGACGGCCACCAACAUCUACCUGCUCAACCUGGCCUUCGCGGACGAGCUGUUCAUGCUAAGCGUGCCGUUCGUGGCCUCAUCGGCUGCCCUGCGCCACUGGCCCUUUGAGUCAGUGCUGUGCCACGCGGUGCUCAGUGUUGAUGGCCUCAACAUGUUCACCAGCGUCUUCUGCCUGACGGUGCUCAGCGUGGACCACUAUAUAGCCAUGGUGCACCCACUGCGUGCCGCCACCUGCCGGCGGCCCUGCAUAGCCAAGCUCAUUAACCUGGGCGUGUGGCCGGCCUUCUUGCUGGUCACCCUGCCCAUUGCCAUCUUCGCCAACACCAGGCCAGCAUGGGGUGGCCAGGCCAUAGCCUGCAACUUGCACUGGCUGCACCCGGCCUGGUCUGCAGCCUUUGUGGUCUAUACAUUCCUACUGGGCUUCCUGCUGCCCGUUCUGGAUGGCCUGUGCUACCUGCUUAUUGUGAGCAAGAUGUGGGCGGUAGUAGUGGAGGGCGGCUGGCAGUAGUGGAGGCGCUUGGAGAAGAAGAGGCUGGUGUUGACAGUGGACUCCAUCUUUGUGCUCUGCUGGAUGCCUUUCUACGUGGUGCAGCUGCUGAACCUGUUUGUGACCAGCCUUGAUGCCACUGUCAACCUGUUUGUGACCAGCCUUUAUGCACUGUCCCUCAUCCUUGGCUACGCUAACAGUUGUGCCAACCCCAUCCUCUACAGCUUCCUCUCUGACAAUUUCCGCCGCUCCUUCCAGCAUGUUCUAUGCCUGUGCUGCUGCCUGCUGGGUGCAGCUGGCGGGGCAGAAGAAGAACCCCUGGACUACUAUGCCAUGGCUCUCAAGAGCAGAGGUGCGGCAAGAUGCAUAUGCCCACUGCUCCCCUGCCAGCAGAAGACAGUGCAACCAGAAGCCAGCUGCAAUCACGUACCCCUCACUGGGACCACCAACUUCUGA
Molecule: messenger RNA, 1158 nt
Organism: Manis javanica (Malayan pangolin)
Lineage: Eukaryota; Metazoa; Chordata; Mammalia; Pholidota; Manidae
Source: RefSeq, a predicted model, not a curated record